This is a messenger RNA of Ostrinia nubilalis (European corn borer), 1611 nucleotides long. Its product is annotated as juvenile hormone esterase-like. Gene Ontology annotation, molecular function: serine hydrolase activity. Lineage: Eukaryota; Metazoa; Arthropoda; Insecta; Lepidoptera; Crambidae. The transcript is spliced from 4 exons. The record is from RefSeq and is a predicted model, not a curated record. The coding region runs from base 1 to 1611 and encodes 536 amino acids.
AUGCUGGUUCGCGCGCUAGUGAUGGACCUGUUGAUGGUAUUGGUGUGGGGGGUGGGUGCGGCCCCCGGGCCCCCCGGGCGAGCGGGCCCCGCGGGCGGCGCGGUGCGCGGGCGGCCGGCCCCCCGGCCCCCACACCACGCAUACCUGGGCAUCCCCUACGCCCGCCACUCCAGGAAUGACAGGUUUAAGGCUCCAAAGCCUGCCCGUAGUUGGGACGGCACCUUCGAGGCGGCGUACCAGAUCAAGUGCCCGCAGCCCGACGGUUCGGGCACCGAGGACUGCCUGGUCGUCAACGUGUUCAGCCCCGAGGGCGCUGAUGCUCGACCAGUUCUGGUGGUCGUGCACGGAGGCAACUUCCAGAGAGGCUGGGGCGCGCACCGCCCGCCCGCACGCCUACUCGCCCGCGGCUUCGUCGUCGUCACCUUCAACUACCGCCUCGGGAGCCUCGGCUUUCUCUGUCUUGGAAUCCCAGAAGCCCCAGGAAACGCUGGCUUGAAGGACCAAGUCGCCGCUUUAUACUGGGUCCACAAAAACAUAGCUCACUUCGGAGGAGACCCUCUCGACGUCACGUUGUACGGAAUAGAAUCUGGCGCAGCAGCAGUACAAUUAGUCAUGCUGUCCGAAGCUGCUACAGGACUCUUCCAUAAAGUCAUCCUCGAAUCUGGUUCUGCAUUGUCGCCCCUUGCACUGGCCUAUGACCCGAAGUUAACAGCUUUCGAUGCCGCAAUUGCAGUGGGUUACACAGGCACAGAUAGCGUCGAAGAAUUAGCAAAAUUUUACAAAGAUUUGCCGUUGGAACGACUAGUAAAUACAUCGACGAUGUUCCUACCCUGUUUAGAAAACAAUCUAGCCACCACACAUAGUUUGCUAGAUACAGAUCCUUUAGAAAUAUACAAGCAAGGAAACUACCAAAAGGUUCCGAUGAUCAUUGCCUACGCUACUUCGGUAGGCGCAUCGGCAAUCGAAACAGAAAUUGCGAAUUCGAAUCUAUCUGAGAAUUUUGCUGAUUUGCUGCCAAAUAAUUUAGCAUUUGAUGACAGCAAAAUGAAACAUAGGGUAGCUGAAGUGGUAAAAGAAUUCUAUUUGGGAAAUAAUGUUUUAGAUGGUGAUUUGGUAAAGAAUUACCUUGAAUACUUCAGUGAUGUGACUUUUGAGUUUCCAAUAGUAAAGUCUGCAGUUCUUCAUGCUGCCACGGGUUAUUUACCAGUAUAUUUAAUGAAGUUUUCAAACAAAGGCAUAAUCACAAAUGCAGAGGAAAAUAAAGCAAAUUAUAGAAGUUUUUUUGAUUACAUGUAUGAUGAUCAUGAAUUUGCCAAAGAUCAAUUAAUUGUUGAGCAAUUGGUGACUCUGUGGAGUAACUUCAUUAUGAUUGGAGACCCAACGCCACUCACCACGUCUCUGAUACCGGUAGUGUGGCCGCCUCUAAGACCCGGAGACAAUCCGAGAGGAAUGAACGUCAAAACUGUUCCAGGGCUCAUCUACGGAAGAUCACUGCAAUUGAGUGAACAACUUGCCAACGAUAGAAUACUGUUUUGGGACCAGAUAUAUAGGACAUUUUAUAGAUUACAUGUUCCGUCAUUUGACACAGAAUCAAAAGAAUCAGAAAGCUAA